This is a messenger RNA of Haliotis rufescens (red abalone), 7388 nucleotides long. Its product is annotated as cyclic nucleotide-binding domain-containing protein 2-like. Lineage: Eukaryota; Metazoa; Mollusca; Gastropoda; Lepetellida; Haliotidae. Bases 895 to 3393 code for a protein of 832 amino acids. The transcript is spliced from 13 exons. The record is from RefSeq and is a predicted model, not a curated record.
CAGCGGAACUCGUAAGCAGUGUGAUUAUUUCUCGCUGGUGUCACGCUGGCUUGGUUUCAGUGGGAAGAGGCGUAUUCAACAACUCACGAAAGGAGUAGAUGGUCUGGUUGUAAGGGAUAUGUACUCCCAUACAAUGUACACCAACUACAGAUCGGUACAGAAGAGCGAGCACUAUGGCAGACCAAGAUGUGUUGAAGACUAACAAUGAAUUUAUCACCAACCUGAAAACUUAGCACAUCAUUCGGAAUUACAUCGGACAUCUGUUGUGUGGAGAUGAAACAGGCCAUAAAAAAACAGCAUCUGAGCAAGUGUAAUAAUAGCGCCCAGACAGACAGUUCCAUUUUCAACCAGUUAGGAUGUCCCGCAAUUCGAAUCUGUUCACUGUAUAAUUCAUGGACUCAUUUCCAGGGACGAGACGAGGGGAUGAUUAACUAAUUGGUAGUCCCGCUAGACGAAGCUGAUGAAUUUUACAAGACAGACAUUAGGGUUGAAUCAUUAUCCCAGUCAGGACCUUGGUACAAUGCUGAUGGGGGCAUCACUGCGUGACAGUUGGCUCCCUGUCGCAGUCGGAUACAUCUGAUAUUGAACGUCUAAUUGGACAAUUGUCUUGGAGACUGGAUGUGCAUGUUUAAAGAGUUUGUUCCGGAUCACACCGCUCGUGCAGGCCAUAGGAUACGAUGAUGAGGUUUAAACACCUGGUAAUUAUCUCACUGACUGCCAAGGACGGGAUCCAUGUGAACUGCAGCACUGGAAAACAUUAUCGUGGCUUGAUGUUAUGGAUACCACCGUGGUGAUAACUCGGGGAAGGACACGUUGAGCGAAACGUUGGUGUCACUAAGUAACUUGGUGUAUGUUGCUGUGAUAGAAUCAUAAAUAUAAAUCAGUUAUACUAACAUGGAAGUGUUUAAAGUUCGCGGUACAUUUACACCUCACCCCAAACUUGUGUCUUUCCAUGCGAUACCGGAUCCCACGAAAAAGUGUAAAAUACAACUAUAUGAUACAAGUGGACAUGUUAAAUUCAUCCCGGAUUUUAAACGAAGAACUGGACAAAGACCGGCAACCACAGAAUCUGACCUGUGGCCCCCAAUGGCGUCACAUAGGAAGAACGAUAAGAAGACAAAGUAUUUGUUGAAAGUGGCGAGACGAAUUCAACUUGGAAUGGACAAUACGAACAGUACAACGACAUCGGAAGAUGCAGCUGCAGUGUCUAAGGAUCCAAGUCAAACCACCAGCUCUUUCCUCGAGGUGCUUCAGAACAAACCGGCCGUCAUUAAACGGAGACGCACAGUUCAUGGUGUGUCAAUAGAACAGAAAGCAAACAUAUUGGAAAUAGAAAUACCAUCUGUAGGUAACCCGUCGACUUGCAGUCAUACAUCAUGUGCGUCAAACCCAAGCGAACAGUCCCGGGACAAAGGAAUAGGUCGCUGUCGAUUGAUCACUGUUACCUCAAGCCAACCAUGUAUCCAGAACGAACCCGGAGUCUUCGAAAAUACCUCGGAAAUAUCCGAUUCCGAUUAUGGUGGGUCGGUGGAUCGAUUAGACGUACAGAAACACAAGUCGAGUGAUAUGUUUCCAACAGUCGAUGAAAAUGUGUCAACAUCGUGCGACAGUCUUCGCACUACCCUCGACGCAUGCCAGGAAAGAGCAGCGCGAGUCACGUGGGACAAAAUGACGGCACGAUUUCGAAGUUUUCGAAGACUGAGGUAUGGAAAGUCGUAUCAUAAUUUGCUUCAGCAGAAUGUCCGUACAACUAAAUUGGAACAGGCGGACGCGGCAACCUCCAGGAAACAGAAAACAUUACGACGAGUCCGUUCAUACGGUGAUGUCAAUGAGAAAUAUGAAUUUCGUACAUUUCGACCACUGUACAAAUUCAGACGAGCUGUUCGGAAGGUUAUUAUCAUGAUCAAGGCUACCGUGUCCAGCAGUCAGACACCGCAGCGGAGUGAACGUCAGGCCAUGUCUUGGACGCAGGUACACGACGACGUUGGUACGUCAAGGCGAGCUUAUGAAAGAUUUGGACUCACAUUUGACCCCAGCGUCUUUCGGGCCAAUAGGGAGGCUCAGCUCAGUACCGAGGCCAAGGCGAUCCUGUCCAUUGACCCUGCGGACAGGACGGAAGAGCAGCUGCAUCUCGCUCUAGCAUCUCUCAAACAGGCUGUAGACGCGUUCGGGGAGUUUCCCAUCAAGAUGCAGCGGUCCCUUGUGAGGGUGGGCUGGUAUGAACAUUUCGAACGAAAGAGAGUAAUUAUUCGACAAGGCCAUGUGGCUGAGAACUUCUACUUCAUCCUCUCUGGUGUCGCGGUGGUGACUAUAUUGGAGACGAACAGACAGACACAGGAACAAUAUGGACACACAGCCGCCAUGCUGAAGAAGGGGAACAGUUUCGGGGAGUUGGCCCUGAUGCAUGGGGCACGGCGCAGCGCGACUGUCACGUGCAAGAACGACGUGGAGCUCCUCGCAGUGGGGAGACAAGACUUCAUCGACAUCUUCAUGAACGUGGAGAAAAACAAAGAACCAGACCACAUCACAUUCCUUCGUUCCAUCGACACCUUGCGUGGAUGGCCUUUGGAGGUUCUCCCCUACAACGACCCGAGGACCUGCAUCUACACCUACUUCAGGCGAGGCGUCCUCCUGUGCAAGGAGAGCAACACAACCGACUGGAUCUACGUCAUCCUCACCGGAUCCUGCCGCGUGCUCAAGUCUCUGUACGCAACCAAACCCACCUUCGAGAAGAACGACUACACCGACAAGAAUAAGAUCAACACAGAUCACGCCAGGUUUGGGAGUGUGUCUCUUCCGCUGUCAGCCCGGGAGACGCCUGAAGAAUGUGUGCCCCGCAGUCUCUUGAAGUCUCGCCACCGCCGGAGGAACGAAAAGAAGACGGGAAGACGACGACAGGCAGUCACAUGCCUACCUGUAAUCACAGCCCGAAGUCAGGAGGAACUGGCACAGUCUGCGGAGGAUCACGUCCGGGAGUUAGAUGAGAUGCUGGACCACGACAGCCUCAUAGACCUGUUUAAUGAGAUCCCACCGAGGAAGAAAACCUCAACCAACAGCGAUUGCCAAGAAAAAGUGUUUGUCCAGAUACAGAAACUGGGCCCUAAAGAGAUUUACGGCCUAGAGCAGGCAGUCUUCAGCAUGAUGGGGACCACCACCAACACAAGCCUCGUUUCCGAUGGCGCCGAGUGUGUCCUUAUAAACCGAAAGUUCUUCCUACAUCACCUGUCUGAGAGCACGGCGAAAAGAAUGCGGAGAAUGAUUCAACCGAUUCCAUCUGAUGACAGUUUACAGCAGAAGCUACAAAACAAGGCCAACUGGGAGGCGUAUAAAGCCUUGACCGUCACGGACUACUUGGUGUACAGGAAACAUCUCCAGGAUUUCCUGAACUUGUAACGUCACCAUGUCUGCUUGUCAACGUCGUAUGUGUACUCGCCAUGCCAGGGUAAUGCCAGAACCUUGCAUUGUUCUUGCCAGAAGCACCCAAGCCUUUCCAAAUCUUCAUCGUUCUUCGACAUCGGACACAUCAUCUCAAUGUCGCAACGACAUUGAGAUGCACUGUGUGCUGCCAUUGACGCAGCAGUCUGUAUCCAAACAGAAGUGGAUCUUUAAACUUCGAGAGGAAGUGGUGGAUGCCGUCACACAAAGUAAACUCUACUACUUAAGAGAUGUCAGAAAACAAACUACUGUAAUGAAGUUUCCUGACAUGUGAAAGAAUCGCCCUUUCUUUUGAGCAGAAUAUAUUGCAGACCCUUGUGCGUCCAAUUACUACUGUAUUAUAUGUGAGGAACAUGCGUCAGUUAUUCGGCUAGAAAUGGACUUUAUAUUACGUAAAAUGUUUCUUAACAAAGUCUCUGAUGCUUUCACGUUUGUAUGGUUUAUUUUGAAAAGUAGCGUCUCACAAGCAUAUACAUAUCAGAUGUUCACGAGAACAGCAUCCCUCUUAUCUGUGUUCCUUACAAACACACUAUUCCAGACUCGCACAAUCUCACACUCCAAGGCCUCUCAGUGACAAACACAUAUCAGAUGUUCACGAGGACGGCAUCCCCCAUAUCUGUGUUCCUUACAAACACACUAUUCCAGACUCGUAUAAUCUCACCCUCACAAGGCCUCUCAGUGACAUACACAUGUCAGAUGUUCACGAGAACGGCAUCCCUCUAAUCUGUGUUCCUUACAAACACACUAUUCCAGACUCGUAUAAUCUCACCCUCACAAGGCCUCUCAGUGACAAACACAUAUCAGAUGUUCACGAGGACGGCAUCCCCCAUAUCUGUGUUCCUUGCAAACACACUAUUCCAGACUCGUAUAAUCUCACUCUCACAAGGCCUCUUGACAAACACAUAUCAGAUGUUCACGAGAACGGCAUCCCUCUAAUCUGUGUUCCUUACAAACACACUAUUCCAGACUCGUAUAAUCUCACCCUCACAAGGCCUCUUGACAAACACGUGGCAUAUUCACGAGAACAUCACCACUAAUCUGCGUUCCUUACAAACACCUUAUUCCACCUUAUUAUCACACUCACAAGGUUUCUUAGAGGCAUACUCAAAUCAGAUGUUGAUAAUAUAUUAAUAAAGCCUUACCUCCAGAACCGCACAACAGUACGAGCUGUGCCGAUUAAGUGGGUCCUGUUUUGUGAACUUGUCCAACUUGCUGUUGUUAUACAAACAUGUGAUAUGCAACUCUGUGUUACGCUGUAUGUUGUGACAGUCAGGCAUGAUAAUUUAUACGUUGUUCCUUUUCCUGCAGAUGGACAUAUGUCGCUUCAUGUACUUCACCGUAAUGUUUUCAUCCUGCUUGAAGUUACCGUCCAGGUUUCUGUGGUUGUGUCUGUGUGGAGGUUAUCAAAUUUUUUAUUCAUUGCAAACUGAAAGGCCAUAGGCCCAUAGUUCAACGUAUUUACAACGUAUGCGUGUUUCUUCUAACUAACAAUGCCUGCUGUAUGUACAAUGCAAUAUUUUGUAAUAAAGUAAUAUUUGAGGUUGACAUGAGUAUGCAAAACAAAGUGAUAUUUGGAUAAGAUGUAAACUUCUUUGGAAUAUACUUGUUUCUUAAUUGAAGAUAGAAUUUACACACAAGCAUUUUCUACAACAUUAAGGUUACAAGAUGUACCAAAAUUAUUAGACUUUUUAAAUAUACCUUUAUAGAUCUUUAUCACAAUAACCUGCUCUGAACUGCGCAAGCGAUACUCGAAGAUUUUUUGUUGUAACAGAUAUUAGAUAUUCUUCCAGUAUAAAUUGUUGUUUAAAGAGAGAAUAGGUAUAUGUAACAUUUGCUAUUUCUUAGUUUUUCUUUCCACAUUUGCUGAAAACAAUCUUUAGCUCUUUGAAGUAAUAAGGACAUAAACAUCUUGACAAACUGAAAAGGGUGAUUUUGAUGUUUGUUGCCCAAUUAUUUUUAUUGCGUGAGUGACUGGCAUUGUGGUGGAGAUAGAACAGCAUGUUAUGGGCUUUUACUGGGAAUCGCGUGGAUGGAAGAGUCGUUAGUUUUAAUAAAUAAUUUAUACAGCGCUUAAGCGAAAAUAUAUUGAUAUCUGCCACAUUCCCUAAGUACAAUAUCAUUUGGGGUGGAGGAUCGAACCCCAAUUACACGUUUACACGCAUAAAGAUGAACUUUUUCUAUACACUCAUAUUUUCUAUGAGCCCAUAUUUCUGAUCCAUAAAGUAAAUAUGGCAUCAUCUUUGUAUCAAAAAUUUGGAAGUAUAAAUUACAGGGCAGAUUAUCAUAUUUUAACAAACUUUGUAGGAUUGACAUCAACACUUUCUUAGCUUUAACAGAUGUAGAUUCUAGAUAUUUAUUCCAACCUAAAGUCCGAGCAAACAAUAUUCCAAGGUUAGUAUAAGAUGCAACUACUUCUAUAUGUGCAUCUUUGUAUAUCAAUUUCUCUAAUUUUGAUAAUUUCCCACCGCUUUUAAAAACAAGAACUUUAGUUUUAUUUAGAUUGACGGACACUGACCACUUGUCACAAUAAUUUUCAAAAUAUUGAUUUGACGUUGAAGAUCAAUACCGAAUCAGAAAAAAGGACAACAUCGUCAGCAAAAAGUAAAAGGAAUAUUUCUUUUAGAUCCGGAUAUAACUGGAUGCCAUUUUUAGAUUUUGAUUAAAUUUCAAGAACAAGCUCAUUUAUGAAGAAAGAGAGCAAGAAUGGGCCUAAUACACAACCCUGACGCACUCCCAAAGGGCAAGCAAACAUACUUGUAAGGUUACAGCCAUUGGUUCGUACAGAAGCUUUAACUGAUUGGUAAAUGGCUUCUAAUCAUUUUUCCAUCUUUGAUGCCCACCCAUGUUUACCAAAGAAGUGCCAGAGUUUUUUUCUUUGAACGGAAAUCAAAUGCCUUAGCGAAAUCAACAAAACAAGCAUAUAAUUUACUUCCCCUUUUUGAGAUAUAUAUUUUGUAAUUCAAGCUUGUAAAUUGAAAACUUUGUCCAUUGUGGAAUAUCCAGCUCUAAAUCCUGCCUGUUCUUCCAAAAUGUUUCCCGUUGCAUCUGAGCAAAACGUUAAUCUGCCAUUAAGAAUCAUGAUAUAUAAUUUUCCAAAACAACUGAGUACAGACAUUCCCCGAUAGUUAUCAACAUUUUCCUUAUCACCCUUUUUAUGCAAUGGAACAAUGAUUGCUUUUGACCAUUCCGAAGGAAAAACACCUUUAUCAUGUAGAGAAUUGAACAAUACAAGACUUAGUAAAUAUGGAACAAGGAUAUUACCUGAACAUUGAAACUUUUCACUGAUUACAUAAUCUGUUCCAGCUGCUUUAUAACAUUUCAACUUACGAAUAUUCUCUUGUAUUUCCUCACUGCUGAUAGGGGCAUUAAAUAUAUCAUUCGUGGCAAAUUUAACCCAAUUAGUACCAGUGAAAGUUAUAGCACAUGCAUAAUUCAGUUACAUACAACUAUAUAUAUUGGCUUCCGAAGCAGAGUGAAAAUAUGAGUCACAGCCAACAUCACUUUUGAGAGUUGUGUCCCUUAGCUAUCAGGAUCCGUAGAUUAAAGGUUGCGUUUUUUCUCACGCUGACCAACUAUAAUCUGUGUUAAUCUAUCACAUCUCAAACAUGCGUUGAAUUAUCGAUAAGUCGGUUAUUUGCUUAUAGAAUUUGGUUUGUUCAAUUAUACAAAAUGUAAGUAGUGAUUAUCUUUUCUUCCAAAAACAAAGUGAGUGAAUCCGUGGAUUUAAUAAUAUGUCGCCGUGACCUUUCGUUUGAAAAUGCAGGGAUGUGUCAUAAAAUUAUCAAUGACUACCAGAAAUCAUCUCAUUUUGUGAUGGAUGUGAUUUAUGUAAAAUAUCAUAUUAAUUUGGUUGUCGCUAGUUUGUGUCUCACUUGUGCUGAAUGUGCGAAUGGUCAUGCGCACUAAUCAAUGUGUGUACAAUAAUUGGUUCGAAUAAAUAUUUUUUGUGUGUU